CUAGUAGCUUGUACAGUCCCAUCUGCAAACCAAGCUAAAGCUAAACUAGCUGCUAAUUAAUGAUUGCCAUGUAGUCAAGUUGAUCCCAAGUAUCAGUGAAGGAGCAUCACGGGUGAUUGGGAUAUGGAGUUGAGAAAUAUCAAGGACCAGUCCCCACUGGUCCAGGCCAUAUUCAACCGAAAUGCAGAAGAUGUGACAUUUUUAUUAAACCACAAAGAAGAUGUCAACUCACUGGACCAAGAACAAAGCACACCGUUGCAUGCUGCUGCUUAUAUGGGCGAUGUUAUCAUUAUGGACCUACUGAUUAGUUCAGGUGCAAAUGUCAACGCCAAGGACCAGGGGUUGCUGACUCCUUUACACCGAGCAGCUGCCUCAAGAAAUGAAAAAGCUGUGGAGUUGUUGCUGAAACACAAAGUAGAGGUCAAUGCACGGGACAAAUUUUGGCAUACACCCUUACACAUGGCAGCUGCGCACUGGGCUGCAGGCUGUGCCAAAGCCCUCAUACCACAUGUUUGCAGCCUGGAUGUAACUGACAGGUCAGGAAGGACACCACUACAUCAUGCAGCGCACAAUGGCCAUGGAGAGAUGGUGAACUUGUUUCUGCGUAAAGGUGCCAAUGUGUGUGCCAAGGACAAGAAGGAAAGACAAGCAGUCCACUGGGCUGCACACCUUGGACAUUUGGAAGUUGUGAAGCUGCUGUUGUCUCACAGUGCAGAUGUGAUGUGCAAAGACAAGCAUGGUUACACUCCACUCCACGCCGCCGCUGCCAGCGGACAUCUAGAUGUGGUCAAAUAUCUGUUGAGAUUUGGGUUCGAGAUUGAUGAACCCAACGUUUUUGGGAACACAGCGCUCCACAUGGCCUGUCACACAGGGCAAGACACUGUGGCCACUGAACUGGUGAACUGUGGCGCCAACAUCAACCAGGCCAACUACCACGGCAACACACCACUACACCUGGCAGCCGCCUCCUCCAGCGGGGCGUUGUCUCUUGAGCUCCUAGUCAACAAUGGUGUUGAUGUCAACAUACAGAAUAAAAAAGGCAUUAGCCCUUUACAUAUGGCUGCAAUGCACGGACGCUUCACUGGCUCCCAGAUUCUCAUCCAGAAUGGUGACGUACAUUCCAAAAUCAUGUUGCAUAUUGUGAAAAAUUUCCACAAUAUACCCCAACUCAAAAGACACUUCACCAGGCAUUACUUUUCCCCACUUUGCGCAGGGGGGGAGAUCGAUUGUGUCGACAUAAAUGGAAACACUCCUCUUCAUGUUGCUGCCAGAUAUGGCCAGGAGUUAUUGAUCAGUACUCUGCUGACAAACGGUGCUGACAAAGGCAGACAGGGGGUUGAUGGGAUGCUUCCGCUCCAUUUGGCGGCGCUCUUCGGCUUUCCAGACUGUUGUCGCAAGUUACUGUCAAAUGGUCAGUUUUACAACAUGGUGCCAACAGGUGACCAAAUGCAAGCUGUGGGGUUUGAUAUAAAUAUGAUAGAUGAUCGUGGAAGGACAUGCCUGCAUGCAGCUGCAUCUGGAGGGAAUGUGGAGUGCGUCAAUUUGCUAUUAAGUAGCAGUGCUGAACUGGAUAUAAAAGACAAUUUGGGAAGAUCUCCUCUGCACUAUGCCACAGCAAAUGGGAACAGCCAAUGCACAAUCGCCCUGGUGAGAGGCGGCGCAGACAUCAAUGAGUUGGAUCUGACAGGCUGCAGCCCCCUGCACUACGCUGCUGCUUCACACACCUUCUGUGGAGGGGGCACAAACUCUGACUUCAUUGUGGAAAAGCAACAUGAAGCCUCUCUGUGUUUAGACUACUUGCUUGACAAUGGGGCAAACCCAACUCUGAAGAACAGUAAGGGGUAUAGUGCCGUCCACUAUGCAGCAGCUUAUGGGAACAAACAGCAUCUAGAACUGCUCUUGGAAAUUUCUUUCAACUGUCUUGAGGAGGCUGAAAGUAAUAUUCCAGUCAGUCCUCUGCACUUAGCUGCAUAUUUUGGUCACUGUGAAGCUCUGCAUUUGCUCUGCGAGACAUUAGUGAGCCUGGACGUGAGGGAUAUUGAAGGCCAAACUGCCCUCCACCUCGCUGCUCGGAAAGGCUUCUCCUCGUGUGUGGAAGUACUGUUGAAACAUCAAGCCUCCUACACAUUGAAGGAGCACAAGCACAAGUGGACGGCUCUCCACGCUGCAGCUGCUGAGGGCCAAGUGGACUGCGUCCUCCUUUUGGUUAACAUGGAACAAAGUGCUGAGAUCAUUGACAGUCCAGACACACAGGGACAGACAGCUCUCAUGCUGGCAGCUCUCGGAUGCCACACUGACUGCGUCCACAUCCUGUUGGAGAAAAAUGCAAAGCCCGAUGCUGCAGACAGACAGGGUUUUACUGCAUUACACAGAGCUGCCAUGUUGGGCAGUGAGGAGUGCGUAUCAGCUCUGCUGGAACACGGGGCUUCUGCUCUGUGCAGAGACUCUCAGGGAAGGACCCCGCUGCACAUCGCAGCGUCCUGUGGUCACACGGAGCUGCUCCGCACUUUGCUAAAGACAGCAAAGAAAGCUGACCCUCUGGACUCCAUGUUGGAUUACAAAGGCUACACGCCCACCCACUGGGCUGCCUACCAUGGUCAUGAAGGAUGUUUACACAUUUUACUUGAAAACAAACUUUUUAGCAUCCAGGAAGGAAGUCUCUUCACCCCAUUGCACUGUGCUCUAGUUAAUGGACAUGAUGCUGCAGCUGAACUUCUAGUGAAGACUUUUGGCCCUCAGAUUGUCAGUGUUAGUGAUGACAAAGGAAGGACCCCACUGCACGCAGCUGCAUAUUCAGGAAACAUUGCUGGGCUCCAGCUGGUUCUGGCCCAGGGAGCACAGGUUAAUGCUGUGGACCACCGUGGAUGCUCUGCUCUGAUGAUUGCUGCUGCCUGUGGACAGACCAGGGCUGUUGAGUUCUUACUGCACAAGGUGAUGCCAGACCUGACCCUGGUGGAUGUCAAUAAUAACACAGCCCUUCACUUAGCCUGCAGCAAGGGUCAUGAGAUGUGUGCCUUGUUGAUUCUGGGAGAGAUCACUGACUCCUCACUCAUAAAUGCAAGAAACAACGCUCUCCAAAUGCCCCUUCACAUCGCAGCAAGGAAAGGCCUGGCGACUGUGGUGCAGGUGUUACUGAGCAGAGGAGCAGCAGUCAUGGCUGUAGAUGAGGAAGGCCACACACCAGCUCUGGCCUGUGCCCCGAACAAAAACGUAGCAGACUGCCUGGCCCUCAUCCUUUCCACCAUGAAGCCUUUCCCUCCCAGAGAGGCUGGCCCCAGCGCAGCCUCCCACUUCAGCCCCAUCCUGAAGAACUGCACUAUCGCUGCCUCCUGCGGGUCCAGUGGAAACCUGUGCCAUGCCUAAGCGCAGGACCCUAAAUUUCACACUGUCAGUCAGUAUUAGCCUAUAAGCCACUUUUAAACGAAAUGCAGUUUCAGUUUCCCAGCGUAACCCAAAGUCACCACGAACACCUGUGGCUAUGCAUAAGCUUUUUCCUCUCUCGUGUCAUGGCAUUUAUUAAACAAGUAUCAUGAUUUAUGCAUAUGCUCAUUCACCAGUAGCAUAAAAACUAGUCUUACUCUAAUAAUAGCUUUUAUAUUAUUCUCUCUGUUAAAUGUAGUUAUUUUAAUGACGUACUAACCUUUAGAUAUGAGUGGAAGGUUUAAAAUAAGCACACUACACAAGCCUCCCCUCCUGAACCUCAUCCAUGGUCAGUAUUUACUUCUAUUUAAGCAACAUAAUCUGAAAGCUUCAUGUUUGUCCUCAGCUGAUACGAGUGCGCGAAUGCUCAGGUGUUUGGUGUGUGUUUGAUUUACUUUGCAUAUUAGUAGAUGCUGCUUCUAAAUAUUAAUGUUUUAAUAUAUCUAAUAGGUUCUGUAAACAUUUUAUGCAAUUAAUAGCACUAUUUUCAUAUCCUACCCAGGGUGUAGCAAACACGCCCAUUAUUCUAGUAUUAUCAUGAUUAAAACUUCAGUUAGCUUAACAGUCAUAAGCAUGUCUGUAGUUUUAAUGAGAGUUUAUCAAGUCUAGUGUAUAUAGAGCUCUUAAAAUGAAGUUAACCUUGAAAAUCCCAAAUGAUUGGAUUAACCUCAGGUCAGUGUGUACUGUACUCCUGGUGCAAUAACAAGCACUGUUUAGACUGAUGUUACAUACUACUAUAAACUAUGAGAGAAGUAUUUCAGUUCAAUAAGCCAGUCAGGAAAAUGUCAGCUAAAUAGGUAUCAUGUUAGUUGCUGUGAACACUUUGAACACAUAAGGGGGAAAAAAUAAUCUUACAAGGCUUUAAAUGUCUAGUGUUUCUAAAUAAGUGGUGGAUUAAUUAAGUUAAUUUCAAAUUCCAGGAGCCUGCAACAUAAUUUUUUUUUCUUAUAAAUGGUUAAAGACCCAAAGAUGACACACAAACACGCACAUUUGAGAAGUAGGAACUAACAAAUGCUCUGCUUUUUUCUUUGUUUUAAUGACACACUUGGUUCUCAAAAUUCAUGUGAAGCUUUAUUUAAUCAAUGAAUUGUUUCAGGUUUAGUUAGAAAUGUUUUAGAAACAAUCUGUAAGGCACGGAUAAUUAGGUAAAUUAUAGGGGUUUUAUUUUUGAUUUUUCUAUUCAAGGUUGCAGUGGGAAAGUACCCAAAGUGACUGUACAUUAAGUAGGUCUGUUCCUGUUAAAAAAAAAAAAAAAAUGCAAUUUUCUGAU
Molecule: messenger RNA, 4690 nt
Organism: Archocentrus centrarchus (flier cichlid)
Lineage: Eukaryota; Metazoa; Chordata; Actinopteri; Cichliformes; Cichlidae
Gene: ankrd52b
Product: ankyrin repeat domain 52b
Exons: 27
Coding region: 124-3363 (1079 amino acids)
Molecular function (GO): protein binding
Source: RefSeq, a predicted model, not a curated record